Rotaria sp. Silwood2 is the source of this 1041-nucleotide messenger RNA. The record is from the annotation of a GenBank genome assembly. NCBI's taxonomy places the organism in Eukaryota, Metazoa, Rotifera, Eurotatoria, Philodinida, Philodinidae.
AUGAAUCAGUGUAACAUUAAUCUUCUUGAUUUACCUAAUGAGAUAUUACUUAUCAUUUUAAAAAAGCUUGAUAAUACGGAUGUUCUUUAUUCAUUAUUUGAUAUCAAUAAUCAACGACUAGACAACAUAUUGCAAAGAAAUACUUUUACUAAUAGUCUCAAUUUUGUAUUAACAACAUUAACUGAUGAUAUUUUAUCGAUUUCUGAUCCAAUACUUGAUCGAUUCUGCAAGAAUAUAUUACCAAGAAUUCAUUAUAAUGUUAAAUCUCUUAUUCUUAAUUCAUUCUCUAUGGAACGUAUUCUUCUUGCUGGUGAUUAUCCGAAUUUAACUGAACUUAAAAUCUAUAAUUUUAAUGAGAAAAUUUGUUUACUUUAUUUUACAGUAGAAACACCAUUUAGACAUAUUUUUCAACAACAAAUUACAGAACUUAUUCUUGUAUUUGAAAAUGAUUAUAAUGAAGAAUCAUGUGAAUAUUAUACAACAAAUGUAUAUGAAUUUAUUUUGAAAUUUUUCGAAAAUUUAGAACAUUUAUCUAUUAUUGGAGAAUCGUAUCCUAAAUAUUUUCCACCUUUAAUACUACGUAGUUUACCCUUAACUACUUCUUACUCUUCAACUCUUCAUAAAUUAUGUAUUCAUGUAAAGAAUUAUGAUGAUUUUUUUGCUUUACUCGAUGGUCGUCUUAAACAAUUAACUACAUUGAAUGUUGUUAUCCGUGAUAGGGGUGAAUAUCAUUCAACGAAUGUUUACAAUAUAGAUGAUCUACCUGAUUUGAAAUGUUUUCACUUAACAUGUCAUUGUUUAACUGAUAAAUAUGAUGGCCAAAUUUUACCUCUUUUACGUCGUAUGUCAAAUAUUGAAGCUUUAAAUUUAGACAUUACUAUUGAUAAUCGAUCUACAUUUAUUGAUGGUAAACAUAUUUAUAAUGAAAUUAUUGUUCAUAUAUCAAGACUUCGUACAUUUAACUUCUGUUUUUGUAUCUAUAGUGAAUUGAAUCAUUUAGUUCAUCAUUUAUCUAAAGAUGAUAUUCAAAACUUUUUCUAG